AUGAAACUGAUGAUUGAUUCUGAUGCUUAUUAUGCUGCUGCUGCUGAAAAUUAUUAUUAUUUAAGUGAUGAUUAUUCUUAUUCAGAUUAUGCUGAUUCUUAUUAUCAUGAUUUUUUUGAUGCUUAUUAUGCUGCUGCUGAUCAUUAUUAUUAUUUAAGUGAUGAUUAUUCUUAUUCAGAUUAUGCUGAUUCUUCUCAUUCAGAUUAUGCUGAUUCUUAUUAUCAUGUUGUUUUUUUAUUUUGAUGCUUAUUAUGCUGCUGCUGAUCAUUAUUAUUAUUUAAGUGAUGAUUAUUCUUAUUCAGAUUAUGCUGAUUCUUAUUAUCAUGUUGUUUUUUUAUUUUGAUGCUUAUUAUGCUGCUGCUGAUCAUUAUUAUUAUUUAAGUUAUGAUUAUUCUUAUUCUGAUAACGCUGAUUGUUAUUAUGUUUUUUUUGUUGAUGAUUAUUAUUAUUGUUGUGCUGAUUAUUAUUAUUAUUAUUUAAGUGAUGAUUAUUCUUAUUCAGAUUAUGCUGAUUCUUAUUAUCAUGUUGUUUUUUUUAUUUUGAUGCUUAUUAUACUGCUGCUGAUUAUUAUUAUUAUUUAAGUGAUGAGUAUUCUUUUUCUGAUAACGCUAAUCCACUGCACUGAGUUAUGCAACAAAAAUGGACGUUUAGAUCGUUGUUAUAUUUACAUUUGUAUGGUUUCAGCAUUUUUCAUAAAGGCGCAAUGCAACUUCCGUGCAUUUUAGUGAUUGAAGUAAUUCUCCAAGUGCAAAAUUAGUUGAAUAAUAGCUAUUUAAAGUUAUUACUUCCUGUAAGUCAUAUUUCUGGAACUCAGCUAAUUUUUGACCUAGAAAGUUGGUUCAACCACUUAAAUUAAUGAAAAAAAUCGUUGUCCAUAGAAAUUACCAUGUGCAUGCACAAAUCUAAGCAUUUGUAUAAAAUACUGAGACAAUAAUAAUCGCGUUUUUCCCGAUUUCCCCGUGUUUUUUCCAGACUAUCACAUUUGCUAAGAAAACUCUCGGAAAAAUCGAAAAAUUACCUGUUUAGAAUACCUUCACAGUCAAAUUUAAUUUCAAAAAAGUGCGAUCAUUGUAAAUCGAAGCAAAAUUGCUGAUAGAAAGGUUGUACAUAGAAAAAAAAAAAGGCCGUAAUAUAUUUUGACUGAUAUGUAUCAUACAUUUCUAAUAUUUUCCGUUUUUUUUUCGGUUUUUCAAAUUUGAUGUUGUGCAUGGAUAAAAAAAAAAUAAACAUCUUUAACCAUAAGCUUCUCUGCUCCACUCAGAAUCUAAAAACUAUAACCUAGUAAGUGAUAGCAUUAAAAAAAAUUAAAAGGUAGAACCCGUCUGGAAAUAGAAAAAACUAAGGAUCAAGAUAGAGUGAAAGUAUACCGAGGAAAACUAAAUAAUGAACUGAUAAAAGCAAUUAAAAAUACAGAGCAAAACCUUGAAGAUAUCUGGAACAUAUUUAAAGAUUCAAUAAACAAAUCAGCAGAGGUAUUUAAAAAAGAAAACGCAUUCAACGGUAAGUAUUCGUGGUUCAAUGAACGGUGCAAGGAAGCCAUAGAAAGACGCACGGAACCAAGAUUAAAAAUGAUACAAGACUACAAUAAAGCUGCAAGCAAAAUAUUAAGGCAGGAAAAAGAGCAGCCGAAAAACGACUUAUUCAAAAAAUAGAAGAACAUAGGCUCAAUCCAAGGUUGUUCUUCAAAAAAUGCAGAUCGGUAAAAGAAGGCUUUAAAGCUCAAACUCGUAUGGUCAAGGACCACGAGGGAAACCUGAUAACGGAUGAAGAAGGAAUCAUCCAGAAGUUUCAAGCACAUUUUAAGAACAUUCUAAAUGUCGACCAAGAAAUAAGGGAGGAAAAUGUAAGUAUGAUCUACGAUACAGCGUCUUCUAGAUAAAAUCUCGACCUUAAAAAACAACGAAGCCCCCGGUGAAGAUAAUAUUAACUCUGAGCUAUUAAAGAUCGGUACUCAACAACUUAUGACCAAAAUUCACGAGCUACUAAAAGAAAUAUGAGAUACUAAUCGAAUACAUGAAGAUUGGAAAACAGCCGUUAUCUGUCCCAUAUACAAAAAGAGUGAUCCUAUGGAUACAAGCAAUUAUCGGGGAAUCACGGUACUAAACUCAUGCUACAAAAUCCCUGGCAUUAUUACGCAGGUUGGAGGUAUACUAUAGAGACUUACUAGGAGACUAUCAAAGUGGUUUUUUGAGAGGAAAGUCCACCUCUAAUUAUAUUUUCAUAAUCAGACAAGUGAUGGAAAAAUUCUAAGAAUUCGCAAAUGAUAUCCACAUGUGCUUUGAAUCCCCAAGAAACUUAUCGAUCUCAUAAAAGCUCGCAACGCGCGUACUGUAUACAAAUUGGAGUUUUGCAACAGCACAUCUGACAGUUUUGAUGUUAGCACAGAACUCAAACAGGAUGAUACCCUGUCGCCAGACCUUUUCAAUCUAACGCUUGAAAAGGUGAUUAGGUCAAUACCAAUGCAUCAAGGCAUAUACAUAUGGAUGCAUCUGUUGUGA
Messenger RNA from Cinara cedri, 2498 nucleotides. Lineage: Eukaryota; Metazoa; Arthropoda; Insecta; Hemiptera; Aphididae. The record is from the annotation of a GenBank genome assembly.